Kuraishia capsulata CBS 1993 is the source of this 705-nucleotide messenger RNA. RefSeq lists its product as uncharacterized. The coding region runs from base 1 to 705 and encodes 234 amino acids. Gene Ontology annotation, biological process: ubiquinone biosynthetic process. The transcript has a single exon. The record is from RefSeq and is a predicted model, not a curated record. Gene Ontology annotation, cellular component: mitochondrial inner membrane. Gene Ontology annotation, molecular function: lipid binding. Lineage: Eukaryota; Fungi; Ascomycota; Pichiomycetes; Pichiales; Pichiaceae.
AUGCUGGCAAACUCGUUUAGGAGACUGUAUCAUUCUGGUGCGCAUGUCAAUCCCACAAUCAUAACUGACACAAUCCAAACAAAAGUAUUGGCUGCUGCCCUCUCACAUGUGCCAACUACCGGAUUCACAGAGCGUUCGAUAGAUCUUGCACUCAAUGAUUUGUCGCUGUCCCCGGGAGUUCGGUCGAGUUUUAACUUUUCACAUGGACCGGUCAUGUCACUUGUUUUGCACCAUCUAAAGACCCAGAGGGUGAGACUACAGCAAAACCACGUUGCGGUGAUCGACGGUGCAAAAGACGAAUACGGUGCGUUGCUGAAGCUGGUUCAGUUCAGACUGCUUGGAAAUGAAGCUGUUUUGCCGCAUUAUCACGAGGCUCUGGCCACCAUUAUUUUGCCCUCGAAUGUGGCCUCUUCUCUCGAGGAAUUGCACGCUUUGUCGGAUGAUCUUUCGUGGUACGCAGGUGAUGCCUCUAACGACUUCAAAUGGUAUGCUAAACGACUCUCACUCUCGAUGGCAUACGUCGAGGCCGAACUGUUUCAACUCGGUGACAAAAGCGAAGGGUUCAAGGAUACCCUGGAGUUUGUGGCUUCGAAGCUAGACGCUGUUGAUAAGUGUGGUACAGCGUAUAAUGACGUUGAGGAGUGGGGAGUGUUUAGUCUCAUGUCGUUUGUGAACUUGUUAAAGAGUCAGCUAGUGAGAGGCUGA